GCACGAUGGUACGAGUUAUUACAGGUUCUCUCGUUGAGUGCGAUCCUUCGAUUAGAGCUUUGAUCCUCCAGAUCGAUUCGACGGAGCAUGACAUCGUGAUACAGGAGCUGGAUGAUACACAUUUGCUCAUAGAUAAGAGUAAGGUGGAGUACGUGAAGACCAUGCUUAAUAAGCUUCUGGCUGCUAAUACUUAUAACCCAUUGGACGAUGAGGAGAACAAUGACCACUGAAGGUCGUACACUACACUCCAGGAUACUGUACUGGUGUCAAUUCACUAUAUUUGUUGGGUUCUACUCUUCAAUGGCCAGCUUGUCCAGAUCAUGAGAGGUUUGAAACUCAGGUGUAGAUUCAAACAUCUUUGCAACAAUCUGUCCGAUGAAGGCGAUCAUCAUGUCGACCUCUACUAACCCUUCAACUUUCGAGGAAAGAUUGUGGUAGUAAUCCUCGUAAUUCUGGACGAGAAGUUCCUGGAUCCCAUCGAUGAGUGCGGUUAUGACAUUUUCAUCAUCGAUGAAUAGCUCAAUCUGCUGUUUAAUACGAGGAAGUGUCGCUUCAAUAUUAUCACGUAGUUCUCUCGAGUCAUCAAGG
Messenger RNA from Williopsis jadinii, 588 nucleotides. RefSeq names its product TFIIH complex subunit TFB5 (gene TFB5). The transcript is spliced from 3 exons. Gene Ontology annotation, biological process: transcription initiation at RNA polymerase II promoter; nucleotide-excision repair; transcription by RNA polymerase II. The record is from RefSeq and is a predicted model, not a curated record. Gene Ontology annotation, cellular component: transcription factor TFIIH holo complex; transcription factor TFIIH core complex. Bases 6 to 230 code for a protein of 74 amino acids. Lineage: Eukaryota; Fungi; Ascomycota; Saccharomycetes; Phaffomycetales; Wickerhamomycetaceae.